This is a messenger RNA of Hyaloscypha bicolor E, 4172 nucleotides long. RefSeq names its product putative structural maintenance of chromosomes protein 1. Gene Ontology annotation, molecular function: protein binding; ATP hydrolysis activity; ATP binding. Gene Ontology annotation, biological process: sister chromatid cohesion. Gene Ontology annotation, cellular component: cohesin complex; nucleus; chromosome. Bases 170 to 3958 code for a protein of 1262 amino acids. NCBI's taxonomy places the organism in Eukaryota, Fungi, Ascomycota, Leotiomycetes, Helotiales, Hyaloscyphaceae. The transcript has 5 exons. The record is from RefSeq and is a predicted model, not a curated record.
UUCGAUCCCAACCCAACCACGCUCCUUUUCCUCAGCCUGAAACCCACUCAUCUAAUGACACUGUUGAUCCCAUAAACGCCAUCAACUUGCCAUUUCAUAGCGACCCUCAGUUCAAGAGCUCCUCGGCGCGUGCGCCACCCCCAUCCAAGCACAACGCGUCCAAGUCAAGAUGGGGAAACUUAUUCGUCUUGAACUCUUCAAUUUCAAGUCCUACAAGGGUCAUCACACGCUCCUUUUCGGCGAUUCCUACUUUACUUCGAUUAUCGGUCCCAAUGGUUCCGGCAAGUCCAAUUCUAUGGACGCGAUUUCCUUCGUCCUGGGUAUCAAGUCGUCCCAUCUACGUUCCUCCCAUCUCAAAGACCUUGUCUAUCGUGGAAGAGUCUUGAAGACGUCAAAAAUCAACGACGAUGGAUCCGCGGCCGCGCCCACUACGAAUGGUCAUGCAAAUGGUGAUGGUGAGGGUUCAGACGAGGAAACACAAUCUCAGCGGCCUGGACGCAAUGAUCCGAAGAGCGCCUGGGUUAUGGCUGUCUACGAGGACGAUGCAGGUGAUGAGCAGAAAUGGAAGCGUACGAUCACGAACCAGGGCGCCAGUGAAUACCGUAUCAACGAUCGCGUAGUCACAGCGGCACAGUAUAACGAGGCUUUGGAGUCCGAGAACAUCCUCAUCAAGGCCCGCAACUUCCUGGUCUUCCAAGGAGACGUUGAAGCAAUCGCUUCACAAUCGCCAAAAGAUCUCACUCGGCUCAUCGAGCAAAUAUCUGGCAGCUUGGAAUACAAGGCAGAAUAUGAGAAACUUCAGGAGGAAGCAGAGCAGGCAGCCGAGAAUCAGAAUUACAACCUUCACCGCCGUCGAGGCAUCAAUUCGGAGAUCAAGCAAUACCAGGAACAGAAGAAGGAAGCCGAAGCAUUUCAGGCCAAAGCAGACCAACGAGACGAUGCAAUUGUUACCCAUAUCCUUUGGAAAUUGUACCACUUCCAGCGCGUGAUGGAAGAGUCUACUGCGAGUAUCCAAGAGCAUCAGGAGAACUUGAAGGAGUACAGACGAGGGGUGGAGAAGUACGAAAAGACUCUCGAAGAGGCCCGUCAAGCGCAGUCAAGAGUCGGCAAGGACGUUGCCAAAGUCGAGCGAAGCAUCAAGAAGGCCGAGAAGGAAGUCGAGAGCAAAGAGAAUAACUUGGUUCCCAUCGACGAGAAGGUCGACCUUACCAACCAGGAAAUUGAGAAGCUCCGUAGGAAAAUCGAAACCGUAAUCAAGGAGCGAGAUGGCCAAAACGCUGAUCUUCAAGGCACCAAGAAGCAACUAUCCACCGUUGAGAAAGCACAGAAGCAGUUCGAGAGUCAGUGGCAAGAGACACUGAAGAAACAAGGCAAGCAACUCAGUGAGGCUGAUUUCAAGGAGUACAACACACUCAGAUCUCAAGUCGUUGCUAAAACAUCUGACAAUCAAUCCAAACUGGACAAUCUCAGCCGCCAGAUGAAGACUGACGAAGUUACGGUCAAUAGCUUGAAAAGCAAAGUGGAUGCCCAUCAAGCUGCUGUCGAGAAGCUCGAGACCGAAUUUGGUUCCAUCAACGAGCGAAAGGAAGCUACCGAGCACUCCGUGAAAGACAUUUCCAAGGACAUCGAUGCAAAGAAGAAGGAAUUCAACCACAUUCAGUCCGAACGAGUUCGUAUCAACCAAAUACAUACGGAGAAGGAAGAGAAAUUACAAGCUCUUUUGCGAACUCUGGUUGAUGCCGAUGCUGGUCGGAGACAGAACGACAAGGAGAAGAGGACGAAGGAAACGAUUGUCGCGCUGAAGCGGUUAUAUCCUGGCGUUCGUGGCCGUGUUGGUGAUCUCUGUAAGCCCAAGCAGAAGAAGUUUGAUGAGGCUGUCAUCACUGCUCUUGGUCGAGACUUUGACUCUGUUAUUGUUGACACCGAGAAAACCGGGACUGAAUGCGUUCAAUACUUGAAGGACAACCGGUCCAGUCCAAUGACCUUCAUUCCUCUCGAUAAUAUCAAAGUCACGGCCCCUGACGCGAAUCUGAAAAGCCUACCAAAGGCGCGAUUGACUAUCGAUACCAUCGACUUUGAUUCUUCACUAGAACGAGCUAUGGCGUAUGCUUGUGGAAGCUCGAUUGUAUGCGAUGAUCUGGCAACCGCCAAGCAUAUCUGCUACGAUAAAAAAAUACAGGUCAAAGCCGUCACUCUAGAGGGUUUCGUCAUUCAUAAAGCCGGAUUGAUGACAGGUGGCCGUGGGCCCGAGAAUAAAGGUACCAAACGCAAGUUUGAGGAUCACGACAUCGAUCAACUCAGGAACCAGGCCGAAAAGUACCGCGAAGAGAUUGCAGCCCUGCCCAAAGUCAAUCGGAAAGGUUCCGACGAGGAAGCAUUGCAAGUUGACCUCGCCGGGUUAGAACAGCGCCUGAUUUAUGCCAAAAGUGAGCUGGCUGCAUUCAAGCAGAAUCUUGCUAGCAAAAAGAAGGAGCUCGAGCAUGAGAAGAAACAAUUGAAAGAGAUGCAGCCUCGACAUCAUGAGAAGCAGUCCAAUCUCGAGAGCAUAUCCCAAAGAGUUCAGGAAUUUCAAACUGCAGUCUCUAAGGUGCAGGACAAGAUUUUCUCUGAUUUCUGCAAACGAUUGGGCUACUCAGAUAUUCGGGCUUACGAAGCACAACAAGGCAGUCUAGAGCAGGAGGCUGCAGAGAAGCGCAAUGCGUUUGAAGUACAGAAACAGAGACUGGGAAAACAGGCCGAAUGGGAGACCAGCAAGCUCAAGGAUACCGAGUCGCGUGUGCAGAAAUUCCAAGACCGUGUCCAGGCCCUCGAGCUGGACAUUGCAAAUUACACGAAAGAUAAGACAGUUUUGGAGAACGCUAUCGAUAUCGACAGAGCAAAAAUUACCGAGCUGGAAGAUGAAGUGCACUCGUUGAAGGAAAAGCUUGCCAGCAAGAACGAAAAGGUAAAUCAAGCAAAGAACGAACUUCAAAAGCGCAGCAAAGAAAUCGACAUUCGGACGAAGGCUAUCACUCAACUGGAGACGGACGUCCAGCGGACUGGUGCGGGCAGAUAUGCUCUCCUCCGACGAUGCAAGCUCGAACAGAUUGCUAUACCUCUGACGCCUCAAUCGAGAAAGCUCGACACUCUUCCGGUUGACGACAAUGUCUUGCAAACAGACCCCGAUGCAAUGGACGUGGACGAUGGCGAUGAGCCUCCUCAGGAACUGACGAAGGAUUAUGGUAUUGAGGUGGAUUUCGAAGAUCUUGGUGAUGAGCUCAAGCAGCCUGAUGAGGAAGAGGUCGAGGAGCAACUCUUGCAACGAAUUACUGACUUGAAUUCCGAACUCGAGAAGCUCAAUCCGAAUAUGCGCGCAAUUGAUCGACUGGACGGCGUCGAAGCUCGUCUCAAAUCCACUGAAAAGGACUUCGAGGACGCCAGAAAAGCAGCCAAGGAAUCCAAGGAUGCAUUCAACAAAGUGAAGGAGAAGCGAUUUGACCUCUUCAAUAAAGCUUUCUCACACAUCUCCGAACAAAUAUCUCACGUCUACAAAGACCUCACUCGCUCCUCGGCAUUCCCUCUGGGUGGCCAAGCCUACCUGGAUAUCGAAGACAACGAUGCUCCCUACCUCUCCGGCAUCAAAUACCACGCCAUGCCCCCCCUGAAGCGUUUCCGUGACAUGGAGCAUCUCUCUGGUGGAGAGAAGACCAUGGCAGCGCUGGCCCUCUUAUUCGCUGUGCAUUCGUACCAGCCGUCUCCGUUCUUUGUGCUUGACGAGGUUGAUGCUGCUCUUGAUAAUGCCAACGUGGAGAAGAUCAAGAACUACAUUCGUGAGCAUGCUGGCCCGGGUAUGCAGUUCAUCGUUAUUUCUCUGAAGACGGGUCUAUUCCAGGGAAGUGAGAGUUUGGUGGGUGUGUUCAGAGAUCAGGAGGCCAAUAGCUCGAAGACGUUGACGCUUGAUUUGCGCAAGUACGUCUAAGCAGGAAGCAGUGCAUGGUGGGUAUCGGUGCCAAGAGGUAGAGGGCUGUACAUUGCUUACUGGAGGUCGAAGGGAGUGCUUCGACAACCCAAUAACGAGACAUAAUUGAUGGACUGUAAUGAUUAUGAAUUUGGUGGCUAGAUAUUCAAUGAUUACGAAAGAUUACUAGGAGCUGCGAAAAUACGAUUUGGCUUCCUGCCUGAGAACUUCUUAG